This is a messenger RNA of Dimorphilus gyrociliatus, 1941 nucleotides long. The record is from the annotation of a GenBank genome assembly. Lineage: Eukaryota; Metazoa; Annelida; Polychaeta; Dinophilidae.
GGUCGCAUAAGCUGAUGAUAAAACAGAGAGACAGUUGUAUAUUCAAAAUCUAAAUAAACUGUUUGCAAAUAUAAUCUGUAAAGGCGGCUUGUUUGUAAAGCCUCGUAACGGCAUCAAUCCUAAUCAGAAUAAAAAACCGCGUAAACUAAGCACUAAAGCGAAAAAUGCUGCACUGAUAAAUAAACUAGAUUGUUUUCAAAGAUAAAGAUAAAAUGAGAAUGAUGCAGUUCGUCUGCGGCAGUAAUGCAGAUAAAUUCACUUAUAAACUGCUGGGAUUAUUAAUAUAUUCAUCCUGACAACCUUUAUUAUAGAACUGAUUACUAAGUAAAUAUGGCGUCGGUUUACCCUCGCACCAAGAAGAUGCUAAAGCGCGAAAGAGUGACGUUGAAUGUUGGCGGCCAAAAGUUUGUAACUUACUAUUCGACUCUAAACUCGUUACCAGCAUCGAGGCUAGGACAAUUAACGGCCUCCGAUGUCUCUUACGAAACGGUUACUGGAGAGUACUUCUUCGAUAGGAACCCUUAUCUUUUCCAUUUUGUUUUGGACUUUUACAGAACUGGAGAAUUACAUUUUCCGCAUGAUACUUGCGGUCCGUUGAUAGAAGCUGAAUUAAGAUUUUGGAAGAUCAGUACCGAUCAUAUAGCUCCCUGUUGUUGGAGAACUUAUAACGAGUACGCGGAAGAAAGAAAUACGUUAUUAAACGUUGAGAAAAGCUUAAAAACAUCUAAUUCAACUAGAAGAAAUCUCUCAAACGCAACUGUUUUGGAACAAUGGAAGUAUAAAGUCUGGAAAUUCUUAGAAGAGCCUCCCUCUUCUUUGUCAGCUAAGCUUUGGGCGCACUUCUACGUCAGUCUACUUAUUAUAUCGCUUAUUAUUCUCUGUUUAGAAACUCAUCCUAAAUGUAGAAUUCCCCUUCCUUCAAAAGAAUAUCAGUAUAUCUCGUCGAUAAGGCAGGAUCUAUUAAAUAUGACUAAUAACAAGUUGAAAAUGUUAAUAACAACUAGGGCUCAUCCUUCUCUUAUCUAUAUGGAUUAUAUAUGCACUUUUAUCUUCAGUUGCGAAAUCUUAUUACGGUUUAUUGUUUGUCCGGUGAAAAGGAUAUUUUUUAAAUCUUUCUUCAACGUUCUCGACUUACUUAGCAUCUUACCAAUGUUUGUUCUGACGACAACCGACUUCCUCGAUAGCACUUUAUGGGUUCGACAUAAUAUUUUUAUAGGAUACUGCGUUCUCUCUUUGACAUCGGUUUUUCGUGCAAUAAGGGUUCUAAAGUUGGUCAGAAGGCAUAGAGGCGUUAGACUUAUGUAUUUAGCUGUAAAGUCUUCCGCCACACAACUUCUUCUAUUGGUUCUACUCCUGUUCAUCGGAGCUAUUAUCUUCUCAACUAUGAUUUAUUACGCUGAAUUAAACGAACCUGAUACUUUCGAGAAUAUACCAGUUGGUUUAUGGUGGAGUAUUGUAACUAUGACUACGGUCGGUUACGGUGAUCAAUUUCCAACAUCACUUUUGGGCUAUAUUGUUGGAUCCAUUUGCGCGUUAUCUGGAGUUUUGGCAACUGGCUUACCAAUACCUGUUAUUGCAAACAGUUUUCAACUUUAUCACAAGUACGCAAGACUACAAGCUAAAAUGGACGCAGAACAUAUAAGAAAGGAUGACGAAUUAAUUUCCAAACUAUCCAAAAGAAUGGGUGCUCAUGCUUCUUACAGAGGCGGUAUUCGUAGAUUGCAAAGGGUAAAUUUCCAUUACAAUACACAAUUUCUAUAAGUAACUCUAACACUUACAUAAAUAAUAAACUGUUAGUUGUUUGUAUACCACUUACCUCGACAACUUGUCCGCAUUUAAUAGUAUAUAUUCUUCGAGAAUCCCCCAUUUAACCUUCACCCCUCCACCCACGAUCUUCUCCCUAUACAUAUCAUAUAUAUAUAUAUAUAUAUAUAUAUAUAU